CUGUAUCCCAUAGAAGCCAUAGGAGAAAGUAAACGCUGCAGUUUUGUUAUACAUCAGUAGCUAAUACUUCCAUUUCAAACCCAAGGCAUACAGAAUGGAUCUCGCACGAAAUACAUUUCAGUGAACUGGACCGAAGUUUUAUCAUCGACAUACAGUGCUAAUUGCACAUCAUACCUGCAUCCUUCUACACAUGUGUAACGAUAUAUAGCGCGUGAGAGCCGCUACAACAGCGCGCUCAUCCGCGCAUUUUACGCACAAUGGAGAGCCUGCUGAAAGACGUGGUUCUCUGGCAGUUCAACGACUCCUGUGCGAAUUCAAGCAGGGGAAACGACAGCAGGGGAUUGAACCAAACAGUAAACCCUCUCAAGCGCAAUGAAGAAGUGGCUAAAGUCGAAGUAACCGUCCUUGUGUGUAUUCUGCUGCUGGCGCUCGCCGGCAACGUGUGCGUCCUUGUGGCUAUCCAGACAAGUAAACACGGUCAAUCGCGGAUGUACUAUUUUAUGAAACACCUGAGUAUUGCUGACCUGGUGGUGGCGGUUUUUCAAGUUCUCCCCCAACUUAUUUGGGACAUCACCUUUCGCUUUUAUGGACCAGACUUUCUGUGCCGCCUGGUGAAGUACCUACAGGUGGUUGGCAUGUUUGCGUCCACUUACAUGCUCGUGCUGAUGUCUAUAGACAGAUGUUUGGCUAUAUGUCAGCCUCUGCGAUCCUUGCGCCGUCGAAAGGACCGUUUUUACGUUUUGGCCUCGUGGAUUAUAAGCCUGCUCUUCAGUUUACCACAGGUUUACAUCUUCUCUCUCAGAGAAGUGGGUGAUGGGGUUUUCGACUGCUGGGGGGAUUUUGUUCAGCCCUGGGGCGCAAAGGCUUACGUCACAUGGAUUAGUCUCACCAUCUAUAUCAUUCCUGUAGCUAUUUUAAGCGUUUGUUAUGGACUUAUAAGUUAUAAAAUAUGGCAAAACUUUAAGCUGAAGACCCGACGCGAUCAGUGCCUGUCGCUGACCCCGCGACCAGCCAAGGGCAUCGUGCUCUCCCGCGUCAGCAGCGUCAAGCUGAUCUCCAAAGCUAAGAUCAGGACGGUGAAAAUGACGUUUGUGAUCGUCCUGGCUUAUAUUAUCUGCUGGACGCCGUUUUUCUUCGUUCAGAUGUGGUCAGCCUGGGAUCCAAUGGCUCCAAGAGAAGCUAUGGCAUUCAUCAUUGCAAUGCUUCUGGCCAGUCUGAACAGCUGCUGUAACCCCUGGAUCUACAUGUUUUUCGCUGGUCAUCUUUUCCGGGAUCUCAUGCAGCGCUGUCUUAUGGCAUCACACUGUGGCUGUAAGAGGCAAUGGAGAUCUAAGAGCCAAUCAAGCACGGGUGCAAUGAGGAACACCAGCAGCCAGAAGAGUGUGACACAGACCUCUACUACAUGAGAGAAAUCUGGAAUACCUGCAGUUCAUAUAACCAUCAUGGACUGAACACUACGAUAACAUAAGCUAAGGACUCAUUAAUAUGGUUUUUACAGGUGUGGUGCAGACCUCAGCUACAUUAGCCAUGCAAUCCUCUUCAGCCUAAAAUGUAUCUUUACAAAAGUAAUGCUUGACCUGUAGCAGUCAGGAGCCAUUUACAUCUAUAUAUCCAUGCAAUCUCCAAACCGCUCAAGGCCUGUUCACACCAAGAAUGAUAACUAUAAAGAUAACGAUAACUACAUUAGUGUCCACGCCAGUGGAUGAUAUCGUUCAGUUUUGUCGUCUUCCACUUUAAUAGCUCAAGCUCUUUGAAGCAGGAUGGAUUCUGAUUGGCUGUCAUUGUUUUUGUGGUUUAUCAUGUGGAAAAAAAUUGUUCUGAAUGUGAUUCCAAUUAUAUUGCUUCUCUGUGCCGUUAUUGUUAUAGUUGUAGUGUGGACUAUUCUUUUAUAUUUAGAACGAUUUUUAGAACUAUAUCUUCAUCGUUAUCAUUAUAGUUAUCAUCCUUGGUGUGUUCGGGCCUUUAUCCUCUGUUGGGUCACCAGAGCAGUUUACCUUUGUAUGCUUAAAGAAACAGUUCACCAAAAAAUUAAAAUAAUUCUGUCACUAUUUACUCACCCUCAUGUCCUUCUAAAAACGUAUGCUGUACUUUUUCUGUGGAACACAAUGACAGAAUUUUGCUUUUGGAUGAAAUGAAUUCUAUUUAAAAGGGUUCAAGUAUAUAUAAAUAAAAGUGGAGGUAAUGAAGGGAUGCUGGAUGGACAAUUCUCGCAACAAUUAGGUAAGCGGCUGCUUGUAUCUUGCAUGUAUGAGUUAUAAAGCUCCUUUUAAACUUAACAACUCAUUAAACUGUCUGAGACCUGGUACAAAAAAGUCUUUGAUUUCAGAUUUUAUAUUUUCAGAUCAAGCAUUCUGGACAAAUGUAGUGACUAUCUGAAUAAAAAACUCUUAAAGAGACAAAAGCCACUGGUUAUUUCAGAGUUAACAGGGAGAAAAGGACAUUUAAAGUGUAACUUUGCUUUUUAUUGUUACAUUGUCUGUAGUAUAUGUAAAUGAACAGUGUUUACUCAUUCUCUGUGUUACCUGGACAGAGAAAUUCAUGUUUGUCAGCAAGUCUUUUGAAAGCUCCAGGUCAGUUGCAUAAACAUAGCUGCUAAGUUAAGACUGUUGCUUAAAGGGUUAGUUCCCC
Molecule: messenger RNA, 2628 nt
Organism: Ctenopharyngodon idella (grass carp)
Lineage: Eukaryota; Metazoa; Chordata; Actinopteri; Cypriniformes; Xenocyprididae
Gene: oxtrb
Product: oxytocin receptor b
Exons: 3
Coding region: 258-1406 (382 amino acids)
Biological process (GO): maternal process involved in parturition; G protein-coupled receptor signaling pathway; female pregnancy
Cellular component (GO): membrane
Molecular function (GO): vasopressin receptor activity; oxytocin receptor activity; peptide binding
Source: RefSeq, a predicted model, not a curated record